AUGCAUCAGUGCAAUUGCACGACUAAAUCCGAAGCCAGCAGAAGGUCUGGUCACCUUUACAAUGCAAAAAGGGCGUCACAUAUUAACAGGGGGCCUAUAGGAGCAGCGGCUUCUGCAGGAAAUCAGGUUGAGACCCUUGAUGCAGAGACCCUUCCAAGCAUCAUAGAUGUCUAUUUAUCUGCAGUUCUUGACGAAGUCGAGGAAGUCGAAGUAUGUAAGUAUAGAUACUCGACAGCUAAGCGAUGCCUGGUUGCUUUCCUUGGACAUGGUGUAAGCGAACCGGUUCGGCUUCUUAAAUAUGAGCGACCUGCUAUAUCAGUAUUGAUAGCUCCAGAAAAUAACACCGGCCGUCGCUUCACGCCUGGUCGAGAUUAUAAAUGA
This is a messenger RNA of Trichophyton rubrum CBS 118892, 381 nucleotides long. RefSeq lists its product as uncharacterized. Lineage: Eukaryota; Fungi; Ascomycota; Eurotiomycetes; Onygenales; Arthrodermataceae. The transcript has a single exon. The record is from RefSeq and is a predicted model, not a curated record. Bases 1 to 381 code for a protein of 126 amino acids.